Molecule: messenger RNA, 1379 nt
Organism: Engraulis encrasicolus (European anchovy)
Lineage: Eukaryota; Metazoa; Chordata; Actinopteri; Clupeiformes; Engraulidae
Product: cerebellin-3-like
Exons: 2
Coding region: 118-870 (250 amino acids)
Molecular function (GO): protein binding
Source: RefSeq, a predicted model, not a curated record
GCAGUCUAACUCACAGACACUAUUGCUGCUGCUGCUGCACCGACUUCUGCCAUCAGAAUUGCUGCUACAGACUCCAGUGACAGACGGGUCGUUCUUAUUCUCAAAGUGACUUGGAAGAUGAGGGCUGCCAUCUCACUGCUGGUGCUGCUGCUCUCCAUGUGUGGAGUCCAGACAGACGUCUCUACUGAGCUGAAGGAACUCAGAGACAUGGUGGUGGAGCUGAAAGGAAGGCAUGUGGCCAUUGAGGCAGAGAAUGCAGCAAUGUCACAAAGGCUGGCGGUCAGUGAGUAUACGGUUCAGGCUCUGGAGCAGGAGCUACAGGACACCAAAGUAGAAAUGAAGACGGAGGUGGACAAUCUGAAGAAGGAAAAUGCAGCGCAAGAGGCAGAGCUGGCUGCAGUGAAGACCAGACUGGCAGCCACUGAGACGGAAGUGGAGAAUCUGGAGAAAGAGAUCAGAGCAGCACCCAAGGUGGCCUUCUCAGCAGCUCUAGGGGACUCUGCAGGUGGUUUAGGAGGAGGCCUGAACUUAGUCUUCCAGAGAGUCAUCACCAAUGUAGGAGAGGCCUACAGCAGCACAACUGGCUUCUUCACAGCUCCAGUCAGGGGGGUCUACUACUUCAGGUUCACUGUUGAGGAUGUACUGGACUCACGCAUCAUGUCUAUCAGGAUGCAUAAGAAUGGAGAGAGGCUCAUGCAGCUGGUUGAGUAUGACACUGAUGGACAGCCCUCCUAUCUGUCCAGUGGCCUGGCUCUGCAGCUGGAGAAGGGAGACACAGUAAACAUGGUGAUACCAGCAGACUACAGGCUCUUUGAUAAUAGUGCUGAGAGCCGCAGCACCUUCAGUGGCUUCCUGCUCUUCCCUCUCUGAACGCCACAACAAUAAAUGUAAUCAUUUUGUAAUCAAAUAUAAUCAUUUUAUGUAAUCAAAUUAAAUAAUAAAAUAGAUCAUAGUGUAUAUAUAGCCACAGCACCUUCAGUGGCUUCCUGCUCUUCCCUCUCUGAACUCUCCACAACAUCAUGAACACUCACAGGGACGCUGACAGCUUUGGCUGGGCCCAGGACAAGGUUAUCUUAAACGGCCCCCCCAUCCAAUACAUACAAUGUAAUGAGGGCCCAAUUCUGGGCUCCCCACCCCCCCUCUCCCUGGGCCCGGGGUAACUGACCUCGUUGUCCCCUUCCCUGGUGACCACUCACUAAUGGUGUUGGUGAUGAUUCGUUUGAGAAAUGAUGAUCGUUGUAAAACAAUGUCAUGCUCAAAUAAAUGUCUCUUUACCUGCAUAUCUGUCUGGUGGUUACCAUUACACACCAAUAAUAGCAAAACAGGAGGGAAAAUCCUAUAGCUUGGUCCAAGCACUUCAGUUGGUUUAAAAAGUCCAA